AGGCAGACGGUGCGCGUGAAGGCUAGCCAAAAUGCACAGAGUAACGGUGGCCCAGAUUUGGAGGACUCUGAGACAAAGCCGCUUUAUUCUCUCUUCCCGCUGAGAACACAAAGAAGAACCAAGAACCAAAUACAACAACAACAACCACCAUCGCCAAAUUCCUUACUCCUUUCUUCCAAAAGAAAAAACUCCUUUAACAAACAUCUCCAUCUCCUACAAGAUCCAAAAACGGACAAUACUAUGUUCUUCUUCUGUACCAGCCUUAUAUCCUUCAAGAUGGAUGAUGCUGGUCAUCUUGGUGUCUCUUCAGUGCCUGAUAGUCAAGAUGUAUGAAUGUCUGUGGAGAAGUUUGGUGAGGGAAGUGCUUGAGGUGGUCCAUAUACGCAUGUAGGAUAAAUAUUCAGUACAGCAAAAAGGAAAAUUUCUGCUCCUUGGCUAUUGUAGAAAUUGAAAAACUUAAUUCCAAAAUGAUCAACUGACCUUUUAAUCUCCGGAAGUGAUGUGCAAAAAUCUACAUUAUUUUAGGGGUUGAUUCUUUGGCCUUAAGUCUGAGCAACCCCUAGUUUAUGUAAUCAGGAAUAGGAGUAGUCAAACUGGAGAUUAGCUGAUAUUCUUAGGGGACACUAUGGAAGAAAGAGAUGAAAAUACUGAUACAGAAUCAAGACCUAAUAAUAAUGCUGAAGCAGUACAGGAAGCCAAGGCCAGUGACGAUAUGGAAGAAAGAGAUGAAAAUACUGGUGCAGAAUCAAGACUUAACAAUAAUGCUGAAUCUGUACAAAAAGCCAAGGCCAGCGACAAUGUGGAAGAAAGAGAUGAAAAGACUUAUGCAGAAUCAAGACCUAAUAAGAAUGCCGAAGCCAUACAAGAAGCCAAUGCCAGUGACGAUAUGGAGGAAAGAGAUGAAAAUACUGGUACAGAAUCAAUACCUAACAAUAAUGCUGAAGCUGUACAAGAAGCCAAUGCCAGCGACAAUAUGGAAGAAAGAGAUGAAAAUACUGGUACAGAAUCAAGACCUAAUAAUAAUGCUGAAGCUGUACAAGAAGCCAAGGCCAGUGACAAUAUGAAAGAAAGAGAUGGAAAUACUUAUACAGAAUCAAGACCGAAUAAUAAUGCAGAAGCCGCACAAGAAGGCAAGGCCAGUGACAAUAUGGAAGAAAGAGAUGAAAAUACAGAUACAGAAUCAAGACCUAAUAAAAUUGCUGAAGCCGUACAAGAAGCCAAGGCCAGUGUUGAAGUUGAAGUGCGAACUUGUCUUUCAAAUGAGCCAAUGUAUUCAGGUUAUCAGGAGUUGGGAACAACUCCAGAGUUUUCCAGAAAAACUGACGGUCCAGAUGAAGAAAAAGCAGGGGUCCAGCAGAAUAUGGAACUUGGUUCGGGAUAUUUGCUUAGUGAGUUGUCAGAAAAAGAUAAUCAGACCAUCUCUAAUCAUGCUGAUAAUGAUCAAGUUGAAGCUGGCAAUUCAUUAUCUAUUGAUAAAGAUACUAAAAAUUUAAAAUUGUCUAUUGAGGAUGAGACAACGACUCUUCUUAAUGAGUGCUCAGAACUUCCUCUUGAAGAUGUCACCAAAAAUUAUAUCGAAAAGAUGAACCCUCCUAUUGAAGAUUUAACUCAAAUUACUUCUAUCCAAAGUUUAGAAACAAUCCCCAGUAAUUCCCAACAAUUGGAUCACAAGGAUGAGAGAUUUUUUAAAUCAAAAAAGAAAAAUUAUAAGUUAAGGUCCCUUGUAAGCAGUGACAGAGUUUUGCGUUCAAGGACCCAAGAGAAAGCUAAAGCUCCUGAACCAAGUAAUGACUUGAAUAAUUUUACUGCUGAAGAGGAGGGAAAAAGGAAGAAGAAGAAGAAGAGAAAUAUACAAGGAAAGGGAGCAAGAGUGGAUGAGUAUUCAUCAAUCAGGAAUCAUUUGAGAUAUUUACUGAACCGCAUCAGAUAUGAACAGAGUUUGAUUGAAGCUUAUUCUAGUGAAGGCUGGAAAGGGUUCAGCUCAGAUAAAUUGAAGCCCGAAAAGGAACUUCAGCGGGCAUCAAAUGAAAUCAUGCGACGCAAAUUGAAAAUAAGAGAUCUAUUUCAACGUAUUGAUACACUUUGUGCUGAAGGGAGGCUUUCUGAAUCUUUGUUCGAUUCUGAAGGACAGAUAGACAGCGAGGAUAUAUUCUGUGCAAAAUGUGGAUCCAAAGAACUGUCCCUUGAAAAUGACAUCAUAUUAUGUGAUGGCAUUUGUGAUCGUGGGUUCCAUCAGUUCUGUUUAGAACCACCUUUGCUAAACACAGACAUUCCGCCGGAUGAUGAGGGAUGGCUGUGCCCUGGAUGUGAUUGCAAAGAUGACUGCUUGGAUCUUCUCAAUGAAUUUCAAGGAUCAAAUCUUUCAAUCACCGAUGGUUGGGAGAAAGUCUAUCCUGAGGCGGCGGCGGCGGCUGGACGAAAUUCUGAUGACACCUUAGGUCUUCCUUCAGAUGAUUCUGAAGAUGGUGAUUAUGAUCCUGAUAUUCCAGAUACUAUUGACCAGGACAAUGAAUUGAGUUCUGAUGAAUCAAGCUCUGAUCAGUCAAACUCUGAUACAUCUGGGUAUGCUUCUGCUUCUGAGGGAUUAGAGGUUCCACCCAAUGAUGACCAGUACUUAGGUCUCCCUUCUGAUGACUCUGAGGAUAAUGACUAUGAUCCGAGUGUUCCAGAACUAGAUGAGGGUGAUAGACAGGAAAGUUCAAGUUCUGACUUUACAUCUGAUUCUGAGGAUCUAGCUGCCCUUGAGAAUAACUGUUCUUCCAAAGAUGAUGACCUUGUGUCUUCAUUAAAUAAUACUUUGCCUGUGAAAAACACUAAUGGGCGAAGUUCUGGACCCAGCAAGAGUACACUACAUAAUGAGUUAUCAAGUCUACUAGACUCUGGUCUUGAUAAGGAUGGUCUUGAACCUAUUUCGGGAAGAAGGCAGGUUGAACGGUUGGAUUAUAAGAAGCUCCAUGACGAGACAUAUGGGAACGUUCCUACUGAGUCGAGCGAUGACACCUACGGGAGUACUUUGGACUCAAGUGAUGACAGAGGCUGUGAUAGUGGUACAAGGAAGAGAGGUCCUAAAACUCUGGUUCUUGCAUUGUCAAACAAUGGAUCCAAUGAUGAUUUGACUAAUGUAAAAACUAAACGCAGUUAUAAGAGGAGAACUCGUCAAAAGCCAGGUGCUAUAAAUGUGAAUAACUCUGUGACUGAAACUCCUGUAGACACUGCAAAAUCUAGUUCUUCUGUUAGGCAAUGCACAUCAUCAUCAAAUAGAAGACUCAGUCAACCUGCAUUGGAGAGACUUUUUGCAUCAUUCCAAGAAAAUGAGUAUCCCAAACGAGCUACAAAGGAGAGUUUAGCACAAGAACUAGGCCUCAAUCUGAAGCAGGUUAGCAAAUGGUUUGAGAACACGCGAUGGAGCACACGCCAUCCCUCAAGCGGUGGUAAGAAAGCAAAAAGUUCCUCAAGAAUGAGCAUUCAUUUAUCUCAGGCAAGUGGAGAACUAUCCAAGAAUGAGCAAGAAUCUGCAACAUGUUUCAGAGAUACUGAUAGCAAUGGUGCUCGACAUCAAGACUUACCAAUGGCAAAUAGUGUUGUGGCCUCAUGUCAGAGUGGGGAUACAGGGGAUAAGAAAUUGACAACUCGGAAAACUAAAAGAGGAGAAUCUUCUGCCACAAAAUCCAGAAAACGGAAGGGCAGGUCAGAUAACACGGCAUCAAAUUCAAAAGACAGGGAGGGAUCACCAAGGCCUCCUGCCAAGUCACCUAAAGUUAAUGAAACGCAAACAGCAGAUAGGUUUAAGACAAGGAGGAGGAGGUCCAUUUAGAUUCUGAAGUAUUGAUGCGUUCACAGGAAUUUAUUCGACCAUUCACCCUCUUCCAAGAACACAUUAGAUCAGAUGCGGGGAUUGUUUGAAGGGAGGUAAUUAUGAGAACAAUCCCAAUUGUUUGUAGGUUUUUGUGAUCAUAUUGAAAUUCCUCCUGAUCUAUUCCCUCGCGCAUAAAUGCUCAGUCUUAGUUACAUAAAUCUAGAGUUUGUUGUUAGAUAUUUAUUUGCAUUUUCAAGUGAAUGUUCUCAUCAGACCCUUCUCUUGAUAUGUGUUAAACAAUCAAUACCGCCAUCCAUUUAGUUGGAGAGAUCCUUCAGUUAAACAAGCCAUGUCCAGUAUGAGGUGACAUGAAUUCAUAUCAGCUGGUAGUAGUCCAUUUCUUGAAUCUUCUGCAGGGCCAUCUUUGACUUUUGCAAGCCAUGCCAACUUGAACGCCCCUGGGAAGGAAGCCAGGCAAAUAGAACUAUAGAGCUACAGCUACCCUUUGGCCUAAGAAGCGAUAGAUCACUUAUGGAAUAUGGAUGCAACAUCGCUCUGAAGUCCUAUUCAGUAGUUUAAUGUCCUUAUCUUUAUUGAAAAAUUUUGCAAUUAGUCCGGUUAUGAGAUUUUGAACUUUAGAUUUGGCAAAAUUGACACUAAUGUCGAAUUAGUUCUGUGUACACAUUGAAAGAAAUUGGAUCUCCUGCAGUUGGAACCUACAUUUAUCAAAUUUAAUGAGUAAAAGUGUUGUCAGCGACUCAAAUUGGUAUCAAAUGAUCCUCCGUGUUGAUGGAGCUUACUUCCAAGUUUUCUAGAUGUUUUCAUCUUGUAAUUCAAUGGAAUCUUAGCUCUGGGUGGCCGUGAUCUAGUACUGGGACAUUUCUCCCUAAUGGGAGACCACAGGAAGAGAUGACUGAAGCAAGAAUCUUAAAGUUUAUAAUUAUUAUUGUUCUUUUUUUCUUCCCCCUUACAGCCUACUUACUUAGUUUGAUGUAAUUUGUAUACACUACAUCUUAUGGUUGAAACAAAUCAGGCCUCUUGUGUUUCAUCAAGCAGAAGAGAUAUAACAUUAAUGAUGCAUCUUCCUGAUUUCACAUUGGAUUCUAGCUCUUCUCCUAAGUUAGUCAUGUGCUUGAUAUAUAUGAAUGAGCUAUUGGACGCAAUAGGAAUGAAGAAGACAAUCCCAUAUUAUUACAACAGACAGAAUUAAAGUCGGAGAUUCAGGUCGAGCUUGAAUGGUUCCAUUGGUGGUUCUCGUGGUGGUGGUGGCUCUGGGAGAAUCUGAUGUUGAGCGAAACGGAAGCUUCCUGGCCACAUAAAGUCCGUGGCAUCCCCCAACAUGAAAGGUGCUGCCCACGAACCAUUUUUAACAUGAUUAAAUCUUGCUACAACUGCAGUGUCUUCCCUGCCUGGUUUGUGCACAAGUGAAUGUGGUUGAACACCAAGUGAUCUAACCAUAGAAUUAUGAAUUGGAAGACCAAGCAAAGUCAUCAUUUUAUGAGCUUGGUGCCUUCUAGCUGCACUUCUCUCCCUCUUGUGGGCAUUCUGGUGGCCUCCUAAUGCUUGUGAACUGUAAAAUAUUCUUUUACAGAAGUUGCAUGAAAAAGUCUUGGUUGAAGCAGCAGAUCUUUGUGAAUCAUUUAAAGGCUGUUUGUUCCUUCCCAAGCUCAAGCUCAGCCACUCCAAAGCUCCAACACCAUCAGAUGAAGAAAUGCUGAGAAAAACUAUAAGGAUGUAAGUGCAAGUUUUUGGUAUAUAUGUUUUUUGCAUUUCUUAUCUUCUCAUUCUCUCCCGACCAUUAGUGGUCCAGUGGACAAUGCUUAGGUCAUCUCUACUGUUUCCCUUUCAAACUAAAGGAUUCCCCACUACUUCCAUCAAUCUUUCCCAUCCCAAUUUCUCAAAUUAUACCACCUUUUUUUUUUUUUUUUUUUACGUUUGAGAUGCUCUCAGAAAAUCAGAUAUUCAACUGCUUUGAUUGGAUUAUUUAUCUCGACCGAAUCAUUAUCGGUUAAUCUAGAUAUCUUUGAAGUGUUAGGUUCACAUCAUGGUCACUAACUUAAUUUCUUUAGGAUAUUGAAUAUUCUAUUGAAAUUUUCUACGCUAAAUGUUUGAAAUUAGAUAGUUUUCUUGUGAGAUUAAAUGCCAAAAUGUUAUAGUUCUUUUGAUGUUCGCCAUUAUGAAAAUUAAAAAAAAAAAAAAAAAAAAAAAAAAAA
Molecule: messenger RNA, 6009 nt
Organism: Cucumis melo (muskmelon)
Lineage: Eukaryota; Viridiplantae; Streptophyta; Magnoliopsida; Cucurbitales; Cucurbitaceae
Product: pathogenesis-related homeodomain protein
Exons: 10
Coding region: 626-3814 (1062 amino acids)
Biological process (GO): regulation of DNA-templated transcription; chromatin organization
Cellular component (GO): nucleus
Molecular function (GO): chromatin binding; DNA-binding transcription factor activity, RNA polymerase II-specific; DNA binding
Source: RefSeq, a predicted model, not a curated record